CCAUAUUCAUUUUUUUCAAAAUUCUAACCGCCUCUCUCGCCGGAAACUCGGAUUUUCCCUCUUCUUCUUCAAUUUUACGGCCAUAACUCCCUCUCCCGACCUCCAAAUCACGAACCGCGACCGCCCCCACGCUCCUGGCGUCGAGGAGCACAAUCCCCAAAGAUUUGGGCUUGUUUGGCCGAGGUUGGGUCGCCGACGGCGAGUUCUCCGGUGUGUUUUCCGGCGACUUAGGGUGUUUUCUUCCACUUUCUUCACCUCUCUCGUGGUCUCUACUUGCGUCUCCAGGUGUGUUCUCAUUGUCUUUUCUUUUAUUUCUGGAGAAUCGAUACCUAGAGUUAGGUGAAGAACUUGUGAUUGUGGUAUGAUUUGCGGAUGAUUGGGUAGGCCGAUGACGCUCUCUGCUUGUUCUAUUUUUGCCUCGGGAUUUCAGUCAUUCAGCCUACCAUUUGCAUGUUGCAUUGUAUGCGGGCUUGUGUGGUUUGUGUGUGGUGGCUCGAUUGGUGCUUAUUUAGUACGGUUUUGGUAUGCUUGUUUCACCGGGGCCUAGUCCACUGUCUGAAUCGCUCGAUUUGAGGGUCCCCGGUGUGUUUUGUUGUGUGAUUCUCGUGUGAUGGGUAUGCUUGUUUCGCCGGGAGUCUAGUCCACUGUCCAUAUCUUUCGAUAGGAGGGCUCCCGGUGUGGUUUUGGCCUAACAUUGACCCUGUUCGCUUUUGUACCAUUUGUACUUGUGCUUUGCAGGAUCAUGGAAGCCUACCUCGACCAGUUGAGCAUCACCCAACGCCAUCUGCUGCGGACCAUCCGUAACCGCACCAUCGCCGAGCACCUGCACCUCGAUUUUGAGGUGUUCGAGGCGCUUCAUGUCAGGCCGCAGAUGGAGGCCGUGGUUCUCCCCUAUGGUUGGCGGCGCCUUCUCUGCCUCGCCGAACCGACCUACCAGGAGCUCGUCUGGGAGUUCUACGCUUCUUUCAGCCAUGCCUUGAAGGGGUCCGCCGACCAUGCUGAUGCGGUUCGUUUCACACUCGGCGGGGUGGAACACUCCGUCAUUUACUGGGAGUUCGCCACUGCACUUGGACUCAACUCCCUGCACUCCAGCGACCGGCCCCUACGCUUGGACCUCUCUGAUCCCACCGACUUUGCUUCCCAGGCUUACUUCCACCGAAUUUGCCUGCCGAACCAUGUGGAUGAACAGUACACUGCCAGCCAGACGCGGGCCGCUCUCCUUCGUUUGGAGUGGCGGAUCCUCAACCACUUGCUCACCAAUUCCUACACACCCAGCAAAGGUUCGUCCAACUGGGUCACACUCCGGACACUAUUCUUCAUGCAUGCGAUGGGUCGUUCUGAGGACACCAUCCAGCUGGGCUCUGUGCUUGCCCGGACGUUCACCAAAGCCGCCGCCAGCCAGAGUCGCAACCUUGUAUGUGGCCCUGUGAUCACCGCCUUGGCCCGCUACUACGGGGUCGACUUCACUGGGAUGACCUUGGUCCAAGGACCAACCCCGCUCAGCGAGGCCACCCUCCGCCACCAGCACAUGGUUGCUCGCCACGGGCGUGUGCACUGGAUCGCAGGCCUUCCUCAGCCACCUCUACCUGCAGCGGGUGACCAGCCAGAGUCGAGCGGAGCUGGGGGGACGUCGGGUUCCCCGUCGUGCUGUUCGUCGUGACCAGGCUCCUGCGAGCCCCUCCGCUGCUCCCCAGUCCCCUGCUCCCAGGUCUCCGACUCCCGGGUCUCCUCCUCCCGUGGUGGUGCCUAUUUCUGACUAGUUGGCGGCCAUCGCUCAGCAGAACGAGCGCAUCCUGGCCGGCUAGGAGCGCAUUCACACCCGACUCGAUCGUGAGCGGGACCGAGGGCGUCGUCUUAUGUCAGGUCAGCACUACAUCAUGUCCUACCUGGGCUUGGACCCGAAUGCAGUCCACUACCCGUUCGUGCAGUCCCCGGGGUAUGAGGACGAGUACCCUCCACCCACCGGCGAUGGUGGUGAUGCAUUCUAGUGGCGAGUGGCUGGUUCUGUGCCUCAUUUGUGUUCCAGACUAAGACUCCAUGUUUUUGUUGUUUCGUUUUGUUUUUUUUUUAUCUUGGAUUGUAGACCUGGAACUCCGGUUCUUUCACCCAGUGUGUGUCUUUUGUUGUCUUUAGCUCUGCGCCUUGGAUUGGUAUCCCUUAUCUGGACUGGUCUGCCUUCCAGUCCCCAUUCCUAUUCUCUUUUCACGGUAACAUCGUUCCCCUUCCCUCUGCUCCAUUGAGGACAUUGUCGCAUUUAAGUGUUGGGGGGGGGGGGUUCUUUGUAUGAAUUGGAACGUAUAUAUGUGUGUUUGGAGCCUAGUCCGCUGUCCAAAUCUUAAGAUUUGAGGGCUCCAAGCACUGCUGUUUGCCUGAUGUUUGAUCGUAUUGGCACUGGGAUGUGAUUAGUGAAUUGAAUGGCUUUUGACUUAUUGCAUGACAACUUGAGUGUGACUAAGACAACUUAUUAUGAUGACUGAGAUGUGCAGUAGAAUUGUGUAGGGGUUCAGUUUUUCAACUGUUUGCUUACCAACUGUGACUUGGAUUGAUCACUUGCUUUUGACAGUCAUUUAUGCAUCUAGUUCAGGGAAUCAGAACGAGAGAUAGAGCAUAUAGGUAGCCAUGUGAGACUUGAGCCUACUCGUUUCUUUCUUGUGCGAUAGUUCCCUCUUCCAUGAUGUGCAGCAUUCACGUUGUCAUUAGCUAAAAUGAUGGAGGCAUAGGAUUAGCCCACGACCAAAUUGACUGUCCUGGUGUGUCAUACCCCCUAGUCAGCCCCUUUGAGCCGUGUGUUACCCUUUCUUUCGGUCAAUAUGCAAAAAAUCACCCUUUUGCAUCUCUUAGAAGGUUCCACAGAGUGGUUUUUACAUGUUCUCUGCUAUUUCUGCUAAAUAUAAUGUGAGGGUUGGAGGUAGUUCUUAAAAAUUUGGGCAGGUGUUUGAAAAAUGUGCAGAGGUGGUGGUUCUCUUAAGAAAUGAAAAAAAAAUGAAUGAAAGAAAAACAAAGAAAAAAAAAUGAAAGCAAAAGAGAGCCACCACCAAAAAUCUUAAUAGUGCCCAUUAAGUAGUGUUUCUUAGCAGUCUGGCUUAGAAAUACUAGCAUUUAUGUGACCUCCUUCGCUCUUGUGCUCUGAAGAAUUUGAGUAAUGCAGAAUAGCAGAAAGAAAGUUAUUGGUUUGAUUGACUGUGAGUUUGUUGGGUUUGGAAAUGUGGAACCUUGUGCUAUGAAAACUUCCACCACCUAAAAGGCCUUUUCCCCAUGUCCAAGACCCUAGUCAGUCAUCUGAACCUGUGUCUAAGACCUCCGGAUUAGUUAGUGGUGACACCCCAUAUGUGAAUUCUAGCAUUUAGAGGCUGCAUUCAUGGUGAAGAGACGUUAGGGAUUGAGAGAAUAAGCAUGCGCAUUUUUC
Messenger RNA from Linum trigynum, 3406 nucleotides. The record is from the annotation of a GenBank genome assembly. Lineage: Eukaryota; Viridiplantae; Streptophyta; Magnoliopsida; Malpighiales; Linaceae.